Alligator sinensis (Chinese alligator) is the source of this 3279-nucleotide messenger RNA. RefSeq names its product DEAD-box helicase 4 (gene DDX4). Gene Ontology annotation, biological process: cell differentiation; gamete generation. NCBI's taxonomy places the organism in Eukaryota, Metazoa, Chordata, Crocodylia, Alligatoridae. The record is from RefSeq and is a predicted model, not a curated record. The transcript is spliced from 22 exons. The coding region runs from base 449 to 2620 and encodes 723 amino acids. Gene Ontology annotation, cellular component: nucleus; P granule. Gene Ontology annotation, molecular function: ATP binding; RNA binding; RNA helicase activity.
GACGGGGCUGCCUCCCCACCCCGGGUUGCCCCCCGUCUCUGGGGCCCGGCCUGCCUGGCGCGGGUGAGCGCGCACCGGGAAUUCACUGUGAAUUCACUCCCUGGCUCGCCCCCGUGCCCAUAGGUGUAGGGCAGCCUCCCCCAGCCUCGGGGGUUUGCCCCCCGCCGUAAUAAAGAUGGCAUUUGUGCGCCCCCACUUCAGCCACUGCUUUCCUUGCCACUGAUUCUUCUCGGCCCACGGGUUGAGAAAUGCUGCCAAGGGGGGGCCCAAGAAGCGGGGUAAAUUAGGCUGUGCCCCAGCAGGAAGACUGCUCCUGACCCCCCACGCCUCCGCCAGACCCAGUCACCAGCUAGAGUAGUCAGUGCAUGUGUGUAAGGCAGUGAUUCUCAGCCGGGGCCCAGCUGAUCCUUUGAAGGGUGCCCCUGGGAGUGAGCAGAUAAGCUCAGGCAUGUCCCUGCUUGAUCCAUCCUCCACUGCCAUUGCUUGGCCCUUCUGCAAGGAGGAUGGCUUCCCUGGAAGACCAAACGAAUCUUCAUUUAACUGCAGUCAAAGCACGAAUUCAACAGGUUUUGGAAAUAUAUGCACCUGGCCUCAAAGGAGUCGAAGUUUUAGAUGUCAAGCUGGUGAGGUACCAAAUAGAAGUCAGCCCAUGUGGAGUGGUUCCAGUUCUGGAAGAAGCUUUGGGAAUUGGGAUGUCAACGAGGAGCCUAACCGAGGAUGUCAGCCCAGAAUGAGAGGGUUUACUAGUGGAAGGAAUUUUGGAAGCAGAGAUGCCAGUGAGAAUCCCAAUACAGAAAAUACUCCCAGAGAAGGUGGAUUUGGUAGUGGAAGGAGUUUUGGAAACAGAGAAGAACGUACUGAAGAUGCCCACUCCAGAAGCAGAGGAUUUUCAAGAAGAGGAGGUGCUCGAGGGGAUUUCAGAGGUGGCCGUGGAGGAUUUGGUCCAAGUCAAUAUAAUGAAAAUGAGCAACAAGAAAGAGGACCGCAUUUUGGCCUUAGGAGGGGAAUGUUGGGAGGCCCUACAGGUGAUCAAGAACAUAGAGGAUUUGGAGUCAGAGGUGGUUACAGAGGAGGCAAUGAAGAAGUAAUUGCAGGUUCUGGAAGAAGUAAGUUGCUUUAUUGUACUUGGAAGUCAGGCGCAAUGGAAAGUGGUGAUAAUCAAGGGCCAAAGGUGACAUACAUGCCUCCACCUCCACCAGAUGAUGAAGAAGCCAUCUUUGCACAUUAUCAAACAGGAAUUAAUUUCGACAAAUAUGAUACAAUACUUGUAAAAGUAUCAGGGCUUGAUCCCCCUCCAGCAAUAUUGACUUUUGAAGAAGCUAAUCUUUGUCAAACGUUAAACAAGAACAUUGCCAAAGCUGGGUAUUCAAAACUUACUCCAGUGCAGAAGUACAGUAUUCCUAUUAUACUUGCAGGGCGAGAUUUAAUGGCAUGUGCCCAGACAGGAUCAGGAAAAACUGCAGCUUUUCUCUUGCCAAUUUUGGCACACAUGAUGAACGAUGGAAUAGCUGCCAGUCACUUUAAAGAGCAACAAGAACCAGAAUGUAUUAUUGUAGCUCCAACUAGAGAACUGAUAAAUCAGAUCUUUCUGGAAGCGAGAAAGUUUGCAUAUGGAACUUGUAUAAGGCCAGUUGUGAUCUAUGGAGGUACGCAGACAGUUCAUUCAAUUCGUCAGAUAAUGCAAGGCUGUAAUAUACUGUGCGCCACUCCAGGCAGACUUAUGGAUAUGAUAAAUAAAGAAAAGGUUGGCUUGCGUAAAGUGAAAUAUUUGGUGUUAGAUGAAGCGGACCGUAUGCUUGAUAUGGGGUUUGGUCCAGAGAUGAAGAAGUUAGUUUCUUAUCCCAGCAUGCCCCCAAAAGACAAGCGUCAAACACUGAUGUUUAGUGCCACCUUCCCAGAAGAAAUUCAAAGGUUGGCUGGAGAGUUUUUGAAAACUGAAUACUUAUUUGUUGUUGUUGGACAAGUUGGUGGAGCCUGCAGUGAUGUCCAGCAGAGUAUUCUUCAGGUUGACCAAUACUCUAAGAGAGAAAAGUUGAUCGACAUUUUGCUAAGCAUAGGUAAGGAGCGAACAAUGGUAUUUGUGGCAACGAAGAAAAAAGCAGAUUUCAUUGCAACCUUUCUUUGUCAAGAAAAAAUAGCAACCACCAGUAUUCAUGGAGAUCGGGAGCAGAGGGAACGGGAAGAAGCUCUUCGGGAUUUUCGUUCUGGAAAAUGCCCUGUGCUCGUUGCUACAUCAGUAGCAGCCAGAGGCUUGGAUAUUGAAAAUGUUCAACAUGUUGUUAAUUUUGAUCUUCCAUCCACCAUUGAUGAAUAUGUUCACCGGAUUGGACGAACUGGCCGUUGUGGGAAUAUAGGCAAAGCCAUUUCCUUUUUUGAUUUAAAAACAGAUAGCCACCUGGCAGAACCUUUGCUUAAAGUGCUUUCAGAUGCUCAACAGGAGGUUCCAGUAUGGCUGGAAGAAAUUGCUUUUAGUGCUCCUGGAGCUAACUUUUCCAUUCCAAGAGGAAGUAUUUUUGCAUCUGUUGAUACUCGAAAGACUUACCAAGGCAAAGACGGUAUGAAUGCAGGAGGACUUAACCAGUCGUAUGCUACAGGUUCAGCUGAUGAGUCAUGGGAUUGAAAGGAAAAAGUGCCAAGUUUCAGAUCUUGAUUUUGUUAAAAACGUUUUGUUUCUUAAAGACUUGUAAAACAUAAUCUGUUGCCUUUACUAAGUUCCUUGCUGAUCAGUUCUGUAAAAUUCUUUAAACAUAUAAGAAGCAGUUGAUGUUGACUAUUUGAUGCUGUUUUCAUGAAAAGUGGAUGUACUACUACAUAGUGGUACUGGGGAUUUGAGGUAACAUCCACUUUUGGAAUAGUUCUGUGAAAAGGCCAUUUUUAGCAAGAGUUUUCUUACAUACAUGUGAAGUCUUGGGAAAAUAAUAAACAAUGAAGAGCGUUGACUUGUUUGCAGUGAGCAUUCUUUAUAAAAUGUGUGAAACUCCUUUUUUAAUUUUCAGUUUUUUGUUUGCUUGUUGGUUUAAUUGAAAACCUGCAGAUUCAUCUAACUUACCAUUUCAAAGUUAGUGUCCUUAAUGGAAAAUUGCACAACAGUUGUGAACAAUUGGUUUUGCGAAUGAAGACUAUUACACAAAGCUUAUUUGAUUAUCUGCAAUGACAUUUUCAGGUUUAAGUUGUAGCAUUAAAGGUUAGUUGUGAAACACAGCUUGUACUAGUUGAGUUGUUUAAUAAACUGUUGUAAAUGAGUCUUUACAAGCAGUCAGUAAAAACUGAAGGAUCAUA